GCGGCGCUUGUCGGCGGCGGGGCCGGUGGCGGAGGCGGCGGGUCGGCCAUGCUGCUCACCGUGUUCUGCCUGCGCCGCGACCGCAGCGAGCUCACUUUCUCCCUUCAAGUGGACGCCGACUUCGAACUUCAAAACUUCCGGGCUCUCUGCGAACUGGAGUCUGGUAUCCCGGCGGCCGAGAGCCAGAUCGUUUAUGCCGAGCAGCCCCUCACUGACAACAACAGAUCUUUGGCUUCCUAUGGCUUGAAAGAUGGGGAUGUGGUGAUUUUGAGGCAAAAAGAGACCGUAGAGCCUCGACCCUCCGUCCGCUUCCAAGGUUUACCCAAGAUAGACUUCAGCAGCAUUGCUGUCCCUGGGACAUCCAGCCAGCAGCACCCCCCAGCACCACCCCAGCGUCCCCGUCCCUCUCCUCCGGAUGCUCCCUCCUUCCCUCAGGCUCUGGAUAACCCAGCACUGCUGCGGGAGAUGCUGCUGGCCAACCCCCACGAGCUGUCCCUGCUGAAGGAACGCAACCCCCCCCUGGCAGAGGCCUUGCUCAGUGGAGACCUGGAGAAAUUCACCAGGGUGUUGCUGGAGCAACAGCAGGACCGAGCCAGGAGGGAGCAAGAGAGGAUCCGACUCUAUUCAGCUGAUCCUUUUGAUCUUGAGGCACAGGCCAAGAUAGAAGAAGACAUCAGGCAACAAAACAUUGAAGAAAAUAUGACGAUAGCAAUGGAAGAGGCCCCUGAGAGUUUUGGGCAGGUGGUGAUGCUGUACAUUAACUGCAAAGUCAAUGGACACCCAGUGAAAGCCUUUGUUGACUCAGGUGCCCAGAUGACCAUCAUGAGCCAAGCUUGUGCUGAAAGGUGCAACAUCAUGAGGCUGGUGGAUCGGCGGUGGGCUGGCAUUGCUAAAGGUGUAGGGACACAGAAAAUAAUUGGCAGAGUGCACUUAGCUCAGGUGCAGAUUGAAGGGGAUUUCUUGGCAUGUUCCUUCUCAAUCCUUGAAGAGCAGCCCAUGGACAUGCUUCUGGGACUGGAUAUGCUGAAGAGGCAUCAGUGUUCAAUUGAUCUCAAGAAGAAUGUCCUAGUGAUUGGCACCACUGGCUCCCAGACCACCUUCCUCCCAGAGGGCGAGCUCCCGGAAUGUGCCCGGCUGGCGUACGGAGCCGGGCGGGAGGAGGCGAGGCCAGAGGAGAUUGCAGACUGGGAACUAGCAGAAGCAAUACAGAAAUCCGUAGAGGAAGCAGAACGUCAGAAGCCUUGAUGCAUGUAGUGUGUGUUUACUGCAGCUGGAGUGGGCCACAGACCAGAGAAUAGUGACAAAGAAACUACCUCACUGGAAAUGCCCUCAUUACCAGCUUCUGAUGGGUUUCAAAAUCCAGUCCAGUCUUCAGGACUAAAUUCCAAGAUCUGUAAUCCCACAAAUCAAUUACUUGAUCGUUCUGUCUCUGCCCCUGCUUCAAUUUGCUCAUCUGAAUCCAGCCUCCCAGAGCCCAUUGAUCCCAGAGCCGUCAGCAAUUUUGAGUCUCCAACUGAAUGCCAGAUUACCCCAGAAAAAGAACAUCCUCUCUUACUACAGCAUCUUUCCAGUAACACUUCCUUGGCAAAUAAAGACCCUUCUCCCCAGACAGGGGAGGUAACCUGUCACAAUCCAGCUUGCCUUUCACAGAAGACACUCAAAGAAACAUUUAUUGCUGACAGUCUAAAGGAAUGUAAUGCUGAAGAACAAGGCUGUGGUCAGGAACAUCCUUUGGAAGUGACAGAAGGCAACAGUUUGGCUGACACUGCAGCUGAGCACGGGCAAAAUAAAGAUGGAUGUCUGUCUUUAGAAGAGAAGCAAAAGCAUGAGCUUCCCAUAGACCACCAGGCCUGCAAAGAACCAGAAAAGGAGCAUCUGGAGAAGCAAACUGAGACAACUGACCCAGAAACUCCUUGCCAUAAUGAUGUGGUUCAGCAACCUGUUGCAGAAGUCAGCCAGCCAGAAAAUCCUCCUCCAGAAACAAGAGGAGAGGGGCAGGAGAAAGCAGGUCUUUUGAGUAGCCAGAUAUCAGCCUCCUGUAGCUGUGCACAUCUGGAAACCUUCAUGGAAGUUGAUGCAGUUGAGCAGCCUGUAGCUGAAGUGCACAGCUCAGCAAGUGAGGCUGAGAACAGAAGUGUGGCUGACCUGAACUUGGAUGCUUUUUCCAUGGAGGUGGAGUUGCUGAAGUCUGCAUCCCCCUCGAGUGAUCUGCUUUCCACUGGUGAUGUCCCACAGUCUAAAAGCACGAGUGAAAUUCCUGCAAAGUCUAAUGAGGUGUCUGAAGACAGCUCUUCCCCCUCCAGAGUCCUUCAGCUGGACACGGAUCCAGGAAGACCUUCAGAAGAAUCAUGUUUCUCUCUAGCAUCAUCCUUGAAAGAGCUGCACAAACUCCUGAUUAUCAGUCGGAGAGGAGGAUGUAAAAUCCUUGCCUCUGAAGAAGUCUCUCAGCUAGAAAUGGUUCACAAAGAGCCAGCAACACCACAGAAUGGGCUUUCUGAUGAUGAGCAGAAAGGCUCAGAUCCAGCCAGCCAGGAACAGAGCUGUUCCUUCUGUGAGGAGAGGUGUGAAGGUGGAAAAGCAGAAGGGAAACAUCCUUGUGAUUCUGGCAUAGAAGAAGUCAGCCCUGGGUCUGCCAGCCACGUGCAGUCAGGUCUUGGAGAAGGUGCUUUAGAGAGUCAGAAGUUUUCAGGUAAGAGUGAUGAGGUUAUGGUGAGUUCUGCAGCAACAUCUGACCAGAAACAGAGCUCUGAGCAGGCAAAGGUUUUGGCAGAAGGUUAUUUGAAUCCAACGAGUCCUACUUCAGAACAAAACACCUCUGUUUGCUCUACACAUGCUUUGGCUCAAGGUGCACCUCAAGAAACUUGGAGCCUGUUUCCAGAAGCAUCUGGGAGAAGCAGUGGUGCUGCUUCUGAAGGUCCAUGUGAACAACCACUGCUGAGCCCACCAGCUGCCUGUCCUGGACUUGCCUCAGGUGCUUCUCCACCACCUGCUUUCCCUGCAGCUGAUGUUGAUCGGAUCCUUGGUGCUGGUUUUACCACACGGGAAGCUCUUGAGGCUUUGGAACAAGCAGAUGGAAAUGCAGAUCUUGCUCUUCUCAUUUUGUUAGCCAAGGGUAUCAUUGUUCCUACAUAACUACAGAAGAGGUAGCUGACUUGGGGAUGUCUUUUCUUUUAAAGGACAUAUCUAAAUUAUACAGCAUAAUGUACAAGCAGAAUGUCAAGCCAGAUUUUUUUUUUAAUUAUUUGCAGCCAAAGUAACUUGUCUUUUCUGUUCCACUCAUUAGAUUUGGCCUUUUAAAAGGAAAAAAAAAAAAAAAAACCAAACACAUCUUAGCAUUGUGUGGACAGGAUAGCUUCUAAUGAUGCCUACUGGAUAAAAAAAAGUAUUGCUUUUAUUUAAAUGUACAAUUUUACAAUAAGCUCCAAUGUUAACAAAUAAAAAGAAAAAUCAGAAGCCAUUCAGCUCACCACCCUGUCCAGCCCAAAGCAGAUUCUGAAGUUGUUGACCCCCCAGGGGCGUGUACGGGGCACUUGUCCCGAGGGACUCUCUGGAUGUGUUUUAGCUUUGGAUAACCCACUGUCCAUCCGUGGCACUGAUGAAACUUAUUUUGGCAGCUACUCCAGGUGUGUAGGUGCCCACAGACGUGUAACACGUGGCAAGAGGAGUGAGGGGUGGAGGCAGGGGGUGCUUUGGGAGCGUGUGUGCACGGCUCGUGCCUGGUUUUGCCAAACCCUUUUUAUGCUCUUGGGCCAACGUGUUCAAGUUUACAACACGGGGAUAGAAGAAGGGAAAGGGAUAGAAUUUGGUGCUACCAAAACUUGAGAUGUUUUAACUUAUUUGAAGAUGUGCUGGUAUUAAUUGGAGGGAGGGAAGGGGAGGGAGGGGAAGGGAGUAUUUUACUUUUUUUUUUUUCCUAGCCUUGGCCACAUCAUAUUUCCCCCAUACAAAAGAACAAACUCAACCACUUUAAGGCAAAAGCUUAACUAUGAAAUGGUUUUAACCAACCAAUCAUGCUCUUAAUCCCCCCUCUGCCUGGGGAAGAAUGAACUGUUUCAGUGGAUGCAUUCCCUAUGCACUGAGCGGGGAUGUGAUCAGAAGGAUGAAGAAAUCUGCUUUGCACUCAUUUCUCUCCAUGGUUGGGGAUGGUCAGCUUCUCAGCUGUGGAAAUGCAAACUGCAGACAGCCCACAGGGGCCAGUGGGGUACUAAUUUAAUACCUCCAAAUGAGCCAGAGCUCCCCAAUAGGGUUUAUGAAACAAAUGCACUGACAUGGCUCCUGCAUUAUAACCAUCGUGGCCUUCUGGGAAGUCCCUGGUGAAUAACCUGUAUGGUGAGGACUCACCGAGGCUGGGCUGUAAGAAGCCCUUUCCAGAUGCUUUUAUUUUGGGGAUGAACUGUUUUGUGAUGCUCUGCAGACCCUCAAAACACUGUUGAGGCUAGGGAGGGGCAAGUCAAGCGUGGCUGAAUUGUGAUACCAAAUUUGAAGUAGGAACUUUUACUUAGUCCCACUUGCAAAUCUUUGAAGUGGUUUUGUAUCAAGUGUUGAUCUUGAACUUUCUGCUUUGAGCUAAACCUGGAGUGAUGGCUCAGCAGUGUCUGGAAACAUGAUUUUGUUCAUGGCUUUCAUUUGUCAUUAUCAUUGUCUCAGGCCUGUGUUCCUGGUGUUCUGUUUUCCCUGUUGCUUUAGCUGUUCUACCUAUGUGUACGUUAGGCUUUUUUUUUUUUUAAUGCAGGGUGGCAUUUAAAACCAACACAGAAUUGGUUUUAUUUGUCACAUUGCAGGAGUUUCUGAUGUCAGUGAGCUGUGGUUGUCAGGUUUAUCUUAGAUGCUGCCCAGACAGGAGAUCCUUUAGAAUAAUGAAGAGCUUUAAGGCAUUCCUCUGUCUAUCAAACAGAGCUUCUGCAUGAGGUGUGAAGGUACCAGCCAGGGCUGGGUUUGGCACAUUUGGCUCAUUUCUCACUGUGUGUGAUGCUGGCAGCAGGCAUUGCUCUGUGUCUCUGUAGGAAGCAGUUCCUGGCUGGUUGGGAACCUCUUGUUCCUGAAGCAGAAUCAAGUAAUUCACUUGAGUUUCUGUUCAAAAUGAGUGACUGAAACAAGACUCCAGUUUAAUGAUUUUUACCAGGCAGGUGAUCAGUUAUCAGAUCAGUUGUCAGAAAUAUUUUAGAUUUUCUCCUUACACCUCAGAUCAGCAGAACACCCCUCUGUACAACACUUGGGCUGCCACAGGAGGAGAGUCAUCAGAUGUCUCUGUAGAACCCUUAGAAAGUGAGAUACAUCAAACCCAUCCCCAUCUGCAUUGGGUUCACUAUCAAAAGCAGCAACAAGAAUGAAGCUCCCAGCUCUCAGAUCCAGAGCAUCCUCAGUCUAAACAGCUGAAUCUGCCCCCAGCUCACACCACAGGUCUCAGUGGGAUGGUCCUGGGAGUAAACCCCUACCUGGUGUGCAUACACCAGCUGCAGGUUGGUCCUCUUGGAUGCACAAGAGCUGAAUGUACACCCUUGGCCUGCAGGUUCAUCUCUUGCAGCUUCUGGAAGCAUCAGGUGUUGGCCACUCAGUGUCAGACCCUUUUUGUAUUUAUGCUUUGUGUAUUUGGAGGCAAUUGCUGAUAGGUAAAGUGCUGCUGCUUUGCACCAAACUGGUUAAAGGCUCUAGUUUUAUGGCCACGUUUACUUAGACCACAUUAUACUGAAUUUAUGUUAUGAAAACUUUGGGGUAUCAGCCAAGUUGCUUCAAUGCUCAGUUUUAUUCUUUGUCAAGUAUAGUUUCUGAAAUCUGCCCUACUGCCAAAGCUGUGCUGAAGCAUUUAUCAAUAGUACUAGAAUUUCCUGGGCAACUCUCUCUGAACUGCUAGAAACAAAGUCUGACCCCCAGCUGAAAAUUACUUUUAAAACUAUUUUACCAAGUUGGUCCAAGCCUGGUGAUUUAAAUCUCUUCAUUUCAGAGCCUUGCUUUGAGUGAAUGGCUACGAGCUGCUAAAUUAGAGAAUAAUUUUUUUUAGGAGCAAGAUUUAUGUUGGAGAAAAAUCUGGGCAGUGGUAUUUAAGAUUAAAAUAAAAUGUAAUAGAAAAAGUAUUUAGCAAAUGCUGUCUAAAAUUUGUCUUCUGUUUUAAUGUGCUUGUGUGUCCUUUCUGCUCUGUGUGCACAUCCUUUCCUCAGCCUUUGGCAAUCCCUCAACUGGUUUUGGUGCUUACCUGGCCCACCAAGUGGGGAUACUUCUAUUUAAGCAGACUGCUACAGCUUGUUGGUCAGAGCUGGGAAUAAAGUCAACACCAAAAGCUGUUCAGGUUUCCAAGGAACUGGACUCUUCAUGCUCAUCCUCAUUAAUCACUGCUCCAAUGUACUAAUGUCACAUCAGCUUAGCAAAAUGAUUUCAGGGUGAAAAGUCAAUCUGUAGAGAAUAAAGCAACACUUGGAAGUGGCUUCAUGAAGAUGCCAGCACCUGUGGGGACCUUUUUGGGUCUGUAGAGGUUGUUCUGGGUGUCUCCUGAAGCCACUGUGGUCAUGUCCCUUGCUGUUGGCUUCUGGGCUGUUCUCUUUUCCUUGGAGAUCCUGCAGGAAUUUACUCUGCCUCUCGCUGAAUGUGUUUCUGUACCUGAGGCUCUGGGCAAGUGUAGAGGUGAUGGUUAGUGAAAUACAAACAUCUGAAACUUAGCUGGCCACAGAUAAUUCUGACAAGAGGAGGAAAUAUUUCCUGGUGAUGGUUCCUGGCAUGUUUACCUGCUGCUGGGCAGAGUUGAGCUGUGCUGCAGUGUUGUGACAAUCUGCCUUGUUGCUUUGUACAUCAACUUUCUACGUAGACUCUUGGUCUCCAGGACUGUUAACCUUGUACUACCUAGAUAUGUUCCUUUCUUUCUGUCUUUGUCUCUCCUCCUUGCUGUCUCUUUUCCUCAAAUGUAGCAAUAUUGAAGUGUACUUGCUGACUGCUUUAACUUCCAGAUAAGUUUUAUUUAAAACACUAUGCCAUUUACAAAUGAAAGGAGGAGCAGGUCCUAGAGGUUUCUUCACCAGACUUGGACUUCUUGCUGAACAGCUCCCAGAUCUCUUAAUGUGAAUUCAAAGAGGAGAAAUCAAGAGGUAUUUUGACUCUCUCAGAAGUCAGCUUGGGAAAUGGGGUCGGUUUCCUGUACAUCAUUCCCUUCUGAAGCAUUCAAGAGAUUUCUUCCUGCACUGUGUAGACGUAGCUUAGGCCGUGAUCCAAAUGCACAGCAGUUUGGGUUACUCUUUGACUGAUGCUUUUUUAGCUUAAGAGUUUUACAAACUCAUUUAAGGAACUUGAGGGAAUCAAUACUCAGGAAUCCUAAAGCUGGUUGCAUUUGUGUCAUUUACUCUUCUGGGCUGAACAUACAGUGGUUGUCCUUGCAGGUGGCUGAAGGGAGGAGUGGUUGUGUCAUCAGAGAAUGGGAUGUGGUUCUGCCCAAAGUAAUACACACUUGAUUCUUUUUUCUUUUUUAUUUUUUAUUUUUUAAAAAUUUUUUUUAAUAUUGGGGGACUGUUUAUCAACAAAAUUGAUGUGUAAAAAAAUUUGAUAUUUAAAAAAAAUUAAUAAACACUUUAUCAUAA
Molecule: messenger RNA, 7559 nt
Organism: Calypte anna (Anna's hummingbird)
Lineage: Eukaryota; Metazoa; Chordata; Aves; Apodiformes; Trochilidae
Gene: DDI2
Product: DNA damage inducible 1 homolog 2
Exons: 10
Coding region: 49-1245 (398 amino acids)
Biological process (GO): proteolysis
Molecular function (GO): aspartic-type endopeptidase activity; protein binding
Source: RefSeq, a predicted model, not a curated record